Messenger RNA from Loxodonta africana (African savanna elephant), 21488 nucleotides. RefSeq names its product nuclear receptor coactivator 2 (gene NCOA2). Gene Ontology annotation, biological process: positive regulation of transcription by RNA polymerase II; cellular response to hormone stimulus. Bases 10876 to 15270 code for a protein of 1464 amino acids. The transcript is spliced from 24 exons. Gene Ontology annotation, cellular component: nucleus. The record is from RefSeq and is a predicted model, not a curated record. NCBI's taxonomy places the organism in Eukaryota, Metazoa, Chordata, Mammalia, Proboscidea, Elephantidae. Gene Ontology annotation, molecular function: protein dimerization activity; nuclear receptor binding.
GUUAGAGCAGAGUUGCUCGCCGGGCGGGGGAGUCAUGGAGACGCCAACAAGAGCUAUCUACUCUUUGCCAUCCCUCGUCACCGGCUCCUUGGUCUGUAGGGUAGUGUCACUUCUAGGGGCUCUGACCCAGGGCGACACCUAGAGAUACAGGAGAUGCCGUGUUUCUCUGGUAUCACAAGAGACGUUGUCUUAGACGCGACGAAGUCUGAAGCCACUUACGUUGUGGCAGCAACCCCCCGCCCCCGCGGGCCUGUUUCGAAAAUGGCAUAUGUUGUAGUGAUCGUGUUCCGAACCUUAGCGCCUGGUUUACCUGCUGAGGAUCAUAGAAGUUACCGGUUUAACUCUUGUCUUCAUUUCUCUGGCCACACAGCGUGGGGACGAUGAAAUUUGAAAGGGUACCCUGAGAAUGAAGGCGUCGGGGUAGCCUUACGUCAACUCAUUAUUGGGAGUGUAAAGCAUCAUUGUUCCUGAUGGCUUCAGUGGUACCUGUCCUUGUUUAAUUAGACCACCAGUUCUCAAAGUGCACUUGAAAGUUCGGCAUUUGGGGAUGACAUUAAAAGAAAAAAAAAAGGAAAGUUGUGGUUUAUGGUAUGCUUUUUUUUUUUUUUUGGCUCUUGGGUAAACAAAAUGAAGUUAGGAACUAAAGCAUUGCUGUGAAACAAAGUGUUGGUGUUUAAGGAGCAAAGCUAGUCAAAGAAUAUCUGUCUAGAAAAAGUCUGAGUGAAAUGUAGUUGCCGGAUUACUCCUACACAAAAGAUUCUUAAAAAUGAAUUAUUUUAGUUUCUUCCUAAACACUGUUGAAUUGUACAGUGUGUGGGUACUUUUCUGGUUUAAACAAACUUAGGAGACAUCUUUGGUUGUAUUAAGCUGUUUGUGGCAUCCAGUCAAGUGACUUCUCAACUCUUGAUUUAGGAAUGGGGAAGGUAGGUCUUCGGUUCUCUAUAAAGAGUACAGGUUGCUCUGCAGAAUGGCAGUCUUUUAGAAAGACAGCAGCUGCUACAAUGCUUUUCUGUGUGUGUGUGCUCUUGUUCUUUGUUGGUGAGGUUAGUACACACUGACAGCAGGAAGACUCCUUUUCCCAAUUGGAAUUUGUAGAAUCUUUGGGACUUCAAAGAAUGAAUAGUAUUAGAUUGAGAAUGAAUCCAUUCAUAUUUUGUGAUAAAUAUCCUAUGAAUUUGACUAAUAUUGGGAGUUUUUUUUUUUUGGACGGAAUUUUUAUGUGCUUUGUUAUAUAUCUUACCUAUACCGGUUUCUUAAGCUUUUAUUAUUAUUGAUUUAUUAAGAAAAUUGAGGGGAACUGUAGUUUUAGGGAAGUAUUUGCUAAGCCCUACGAAAAAUUUACAGUAUGAAUUCCAAAUCCAGUGUAGUUUUGAGUAUUUGUGUAGGCAUAAAUUACUGCGUUUUGCUGUAGCCCUUGAGGUGUUAUUUUAGAGGUAUAAUAGUAAAAUCUGAAAGAUAAAACAAGCAUUUGGACUGCAAGCAUAUGGAGUAAUGUAAAUUAAGCAGCGUUUAAAACCCUCUGUUUUUUAAAUUUAGUUCCGGAUGACCACUCUGACAUAUCCCCCUCUCUUUUGUAUGCUGAAGAGCAACACAUUAUUCUACUUCUUUCUCUGCAACAAUCCUAGAAAAUGUUCUCAUAUUCUUGGUGGCAGAGAGUGGCAAGUCCCCCAGUGCCUGACUGGGGAGGGAGACUCUCAAGCAUAUGGAGACAUCUAGGAAAAGAUGUGCAUCUUCAGCUGGGAUUCCAUUGUGUGCUCUCAGGAUCUGAGCCUGCUCCUUCUGGGAAUUUCAGUCUUAACAGAGGAGUUCUUUGACUUUUAGAUGUCAGGAUACUGAAGCAGAGGGUAGAAAAUAACUCAGAAAUUAUGAAUUGAAUGUAUUUUGGAUUGUUUUGCUCUGCUUUUACCCCUUCUUUGGUUAAAUGUGAUUCAGGUGACUUGUUCAGUGUCAGAGGAGCGUUUUACUGGGAACAAACAUGUAAAGGUGGGAUGGGAACUUGGGCAGGGGGUCUAAGAGUGGAUAAAGGGAUAAUGCUCCUGGGCUGCCUCUAUCUGUGAAAUCUAUAGUUAUAUCUUAUUAAAGCUUUCCAAGCCUCAGUAGAAACAAGGAUCUAUGAGCAGUGCUUCCACUACACAGCCUGUAUUUUAAGGAUUCAGUACCUUAGCUGUUUCAAAUCACAUCAGGCUGAAAUGUGACCUGUGAGUUGACAGCUUGGAUUUCUCAGAAAAAACUGUGGUGUAUUGGGUUUAAAAACAAUUCUUUUAAGCAGUCCUUCUUAGGAUGUUGGAUAGCAAAAAAAAAAAAAGUUCCAUUUAACCAGUGAUUCUAGAGGAUUAAUUUUCUGAAAAGCAGUGUGACCUUAUUUGAUAUUUUGAUCCUUAUUGUGUCAUGAUGGAAAUUCUAUUUAAAAGCAUAAUUAAUGUCUAGCUAUUGUUAUAGCAAAAUUGUUUAAGAAAUUACUGCUUUUUUGAACGUGCUAUAUUUUUAUUUUUGUUUGAUAAUUUAUGUUAUUACAUACUUUAUCAGUUUUAAAUUAAGAGACUAGGAGAGAAAAAUAACUCACUGCUUUAAGGUAUUAGUCUUAUAUUCCAGUAAAUCUUAAAUAAAAUCAGUAGCAAAUCAGGGUCUUUUUCUCCUAGUUAAAUAAUGAUAAGACCAUAUUUACAUACCAAUAAUGAAAGCUAUUUAAGGAAAAACAGAACAAAACACUUUUUUCGUACCCUCUAGUAUCUCAUUUUUUUUUUUUUUAGUAUCUCAAGCUCCAUUACCUCUGUGACUUUUCUGAGCAAAAAAGAUGUUCUUAGUUUUCUCUGUUUACUUCUUUUUUUAAAGACUUGUAAAAAGGUUUAUGAAUUGCAAACUGUAGAAGGAAUAUUAUGUCAUGUUAUUAUCUGAAGUCUACUAAAAGUAAUGUCUGAAAAGCUAUGAAAUACAAUUUUAACGUCACAGAUCAAUCCAGACAACAUAAAGAAAACGCAUACUUCAUGGAUUCUAUAUGUAAUUUUCUAGAUAGGAGUGAGAAUGACUUUAGCGGAUAUUUCAGACGUUGAUGUAGUUUUCCUAGCUGUUGUAAAACUAAGGCAAAACUGAUGAUGAGCAGGAGGGAGAUUUCAAAGGGAAACUUAUGCCAUGAAGGUAACUGAAAUUAAAAGACUAGAUGGUCUGCAGGUAGAUCGUUUUACUUUUUUUUAGGGCAAAGAUUUUAUUUAUGAGAUGUUGAUAUGUGACCAGAUUUCUGGCUUUCGGUGGCUGUGUUGACAUAAUGCAAUUGUGGAAAGGUUGAUUCUAGGACAGUUUUUAGUUGGUCUAAGAGGAGAGUAGAAUUAAAUGAGCAAGGAACCUUUGGUGCUGUUUUACUUGCCUGUUCUUCAGGCAUUUGUAUGUAGAAUCUUAAUUUUAAGUAAGAAGGAGAGGGGAGCUGUUGAUAGGUAGAAGUUAUUGGCAACUUAUUAAAGGUUCUCUGGGGUUUUUUUAAAUUAAAGUUUCUGGAAGAAAACCCCCCACGCCUUUUACUUUGACUAGGUAGCAGCUGACAGCUACGUGGAGAUUGAGGAAGUUAUCCUGUUAAUUUUGGCAGAAUUUAUGCCUUAUAAGUAGCCAAUUACGAACUUCUAGGGUUCUCCAUGGCCAACUUAAAUCUCAUUUUGUACUUUUUGAUCUUGUUUUUGCACUCUUGUCUCAUUUAACUGUUGUUUCAUUCGCUUGUUCACUUAUUCAUUCGAUGGGUAUUUGAGUGUCUGCUUUGAGCCAGGCAUUGCAGUUCACUUUGGUAGUAUAAACUAUUUAUUAAAAAUCCUGUUAAAAGGGAUUAACAGCAUAGAGUGGAUGAUGAUUUUUUGGGGGCUGAGGGGAGAAGGAAGUGAAAAGGGACAUGCCUGUCUUAAUUCUCAAUUUGCCUUGAUGCCAAAGAUCUAUUCUUGUGUGUCUGUGUGUUUGUUUGUGUGUAUAGUUGUGCGUUGAUUUGGGUUUGGGAUGUGUCUUUUUCCUGAAAAUAGGAUUGUAAUAUUUAUAGUCAAAAAGUUUGUUUAAAUAUCCCAUUUACUGGUUAGCUUAUGAUUAAAUAGAUUUCCUUUAAUAAAAUCCACUGCCCUCAAGUAGAUUCGAACUCAUAGCGACCCUAUUAAAAAAACCAAAACUAAAAACAUUGCCACUGAUUGGAUUGCAACUCAUAAAGACACCCUAUAGGACAGAGUAAAACUGCCCCAUAGGGUUUCCAAGGCUGUAAAUCUUUAUGGAAGCAGACUGCCACAUAUUUCUCCCAUGGAACCGCCGGUGGGUUCAAACCGUUGACAUUUUGGUUAGCAGUCGAGCACUUUAACCACUGCGCCACCAACCAAACCAAACUCAUUGCAGUAGAGUUGAUUUCAACUCAUAGCAACCCUACGGGACGGAGUAGAACUGCCCAUGGGACAGAGUAGAACUGUACGGGUUUCCAAGGCUGUCAGUCUUUACCGAAGGAGACUGCCACAUCUUUUUCCUGAGGAGUGGCUGGUGGAUUCGAACUGUGGACCUUUCGGUUAGCAGCUGAGUGCUUAAACCACUGUGCCACCAGGGCUCCUUUAAUAAAGAUACUAAUAUUUAUAAUUAGUUCUGUUUCAUUUUCUCUGAUCCCAUCUGAGAGCACACAGUGAAAUCCCACCUGAGGAUGCACAUCUUUUUCUAGAUGUCUCCGUAUGCUUGAGAGCCCCCGUGCCCCAGUCAUUUAUUAGGGGACUUGCCACUCUCUGCCACCAAGAAUAUGAGAACGUUUUCUAGAAUUGUUGCAGAGAAUGAAGUAGAAUAAUGAUGUCAUGCCCCUUUGCUUGUGUCCUGUGUGGUCAGAAUGGGAAUCUUUAAUUGGUUGAAGGUGCUAGAGCAACGUAUCAGGGACCUCUCUUUUCUGUGGGUUGCCUGUGCAUUGUUGCUGCUUAAGGCUAAAUAGUCUGGGUCUUAUCUCCCUGGGUUUCUAAGUGAUGGGAAAUUGCACCUGUGCAGAGUCUUGUUCUGCUGUGGUUGAGAGUUUAACGAUUACUUUUUCUAGGUGUAGCUUUUGACUAAAAUGUCUCUAUUGGGAGAGUAACAGUGGUAACAACAUCAUGCUAGCAGCUAUCACUGAGUAGGGUUUUUAAUCCUGCUAUAGUCUUUCUUUUUUGCAACAACUCUAUGAAAGAGGUAACUCUAUGAAAGAGGUAACCCCCAUUUUACAGUACGAAACUGAACCUUAAGGGGAAUUAAGUCAUUAUGCCUAUGGACAAAGCUUCAGGGAAAAACAAUUGACCAGUGAGUAGGAGAAACAUGAGAGGGAAUGGUGCCUCUGAGAAUGUCCUCCUGGAAUCUGAUAAAGCCAGUGAUUGCAGGCCUUUAUAAGGCUCUUGGUCUAGUCCAUAAAAAGGAUAAAUAGAUAUGAAUAGUUCUAGUUCUCCAAGUUAGGUCAGCAGUCAUCUCCCAAACCCUUUCUUCGAGGUGGACCUACACCUGUACAGAUGUUAUUUUGAGGCCUGCAAAUAGUCUUCAGCUUUUAUCAGUCUAGUUUUUAACAAUUCUUAAAACUAUUGGAUUUUUUUUUUUUUUCCUGCUUUUUAAUUUUCUCAAGAAGUAAGAAUUUUAGGGGGCGCUGAUCUUUUGUUAAGGGUGAUAGAAAAUUUUAGAAGUGGAUGAUGGUGAUGGUUGUACAACAUGAUGAACAUAACUAAUGUCAUUGAAUUGUAUGUGUUAAAAAAUGCUGAGAUGGCAAAUGUUUUGUUACACAAUGCAACCUGUGAGAGCUGGAACACUGCAGGACUCUCUUGUUUUUCUGGGUCUCACAAGUUUUCUUCCUUUGACAGGGUGCAGUCUUAACACAUUCGUAUUGCUUGUUUUAGUGGAAAAUAUUUGUUUUCCUUCUCUGACAGGUUUCUGCCUUUCAGGUUCCAGCUUUCUCAGGUUUUACUGUAUAGGCAGUCCCCAGGCUACAACUGUGAUCCGUUCCUGUGUCUGUCUUUUAAGUCGAAUUUGUAAGUAAGUUGAGACAGGUACAUAUGAUUCUUACCUAGCAUCAGUUAGUCAGAUAUUUGUCUUAUUAUAUAUUUUAUUUUUCUAUGCACAGAAAACACCUCAAAAUACACUAAAAUAUCUUAAACAUAAUAAUAACAGUACAUGAUAAUAAUACACUAUAAUAAAAGUAACUACAUAUGGUAUUGUACUGAAGAGAAAGUAUCUGUGUGUAUGUGUGUGUGUGUGUGUAUGUAGAUAUAUAAAAACCAAAAAAUGAAACCCACUGCUGUUGAGUUGAUUCUGACUCAGAGCUCUUAACCACUGUGCCACCAGGGUUUACGUGUAGGUGUAUGUUGUUGUUGUGUGUCAUUGAGUUGAUUCUGACUCAUAGCGACCAUAUAGGACAGAGCAGAACUGCCCCAUAGGGUUUCCAAGGAGCGGCUGGUGGAUUCAAACUGCCGACCUUUUAGUUAGCAGCCUGAGCUCUUAGCCACUUUGGCACCAGGGCGUGUAGGUAUAUAGUACUACAGAAAAACAUUAACGAAACAGUUCUUAAAAGCAGUUUAGAUAGAAAAAAAAAAAAGGAUCAUGAUUAAAGAAUGGUUAGCGCUUUCAUUUCAUUGAUGUUCUGCAUACCAGAAGGGGCAUUCAUCAGGUAACAUUAUGAUAACAUUGAUAAUUGGAUGAUGCAGGAGAAGAGGAUGGAGAGAUGGCUACUGUUGAAGACCAUGGGCCUGAUAAUGGAGGGGAUGGGCCUGGUGCACAGAGUCAGAGUUUGAGUCUGCUGCUGGUGGGGGGAGGUUAUUACUGGAGUGAAUUUCUUGAAGAUACUGUUUUUUUUGUACAAACCAUCAAGGUGGUUUGUACAGAGCUUUUCUUUUUCUCGUCAUAAAUGGCCUGUAGCAGCUCAGGCCCUUGGUAACUGUAAGGUAAACUUUGAUGAACUUCUCUGUAUUAGAACCUUGCUCUGACUUUGCCAUCCCUUCUUCAGUGAGACGAAAGGCUUCCUCUAACUCUUUUGUCAAAAACUUUUUUGGUUCUGGAGUUUGUAGGUCCUGGUCUUCUUCCUCAAAUGCUAUCAUCUGCUGCUCUAAGUUCCAUGAGGUUUUUAUUGGUUAGUUCUUCUGCUUUUCCAAUGAGUGAUGGCGUUUCACCUCUUUGCAAUUGGGUUAUUCCCACUUUAUUUUCAAUCACGAUCGUUUUCUUUUUCUUUGAUGCAUCGUCAGCACUUGCAUCGGAUUUACGCUUUGGAGCCAUGGUUACAAGGGUAAAUACGAGGAAAAUUGAAGCCAAAUACAAAGUUACACACUCAGCACAGCGUUAACAGCAACGUGAUCCUACUUAAAAAGGCAGAUGGCAUUCUCCUUCCUCCAUGGACUAACCGCUGAAGCCGCACAGUGUUUUCAUGAGCGUCAGAAAGUAGUUCAUGUGUUCGUUAUUAUGAACCACUGUAUUUAACUCAGAUUUUUAAUACAAUAGUCUUUAUGGCAGUCUGUUUUUAACUGGGGGACUUACUGUAUUCAUACACACACAAAGAACUAUAAUGGAUGAAGUAAUACCUUUGUAACAUUUAUUGAGCGCUUACUAAGAACUUGGUGCAGAGUUAAGGUCCCUUUCUUGUAUGAUCUCAGCUGUUUCUCAUUGUAAUGCCCUGAGGUAGGUAGGUACUGUUGUUACCAUUCCUCUUUUACAGCUCGGGAGAUGGAGGCACCGAGGUGCCGAACAAGCCGUCUAGGGUCACAUGGCUUGACUAUUGAGGAAUUUGAACCCAGACAAACAUUGCUACCAGAGCCCAGUUCUUAUUAGCUAUUUGAUUAUACUUCCUUCAGCAUAAUGUGAAUGUGUCUUGUUGAGAAGAUAUAGAUCACUAAUUCUCCCCUAGUGAAAGGGAAAAGGGGUAGGAGUACAGCUUUAAAAAGCAUGUCCAGGUUGCUUAUUGUUCUCUAAGAAAAUAAAGCUCAGGAAAAUUUGUUGGGGAUAGGUAGAAAAUAGAUCGAGAAAGCGCUAUAGAGAAUAUAGAUUUAUAAAAGUUGAAAUACUGAUAGAUAUUUGACAUCUAAUUUCUUUAAAAUACUUUAUUCUAGUAUGUGUAAUAGGUGGAGAGUGUGUGAUGCAGGUUUUGAAGAUUUUUUUGCAAUCCAUGUAGCAUGGACUUGGUGCUGAGAUAUUGCAGUCCUGAAAGAAGGCUGAUAAUAUAUUCAGUCAUCUGACUUCUGCUCUGCUAUUUGUGGAAUUCUCUGUCUGCUCAAUUGUUUGCAGGGAGAAGGGAGAGCUGUCAGGGAACUCUUUCACCUGUGCACUCGUUCACCUGUGUGGGCAUCAGCAUGCACUGCUUUUAACCUUCCAGCUGCCAGGGACUGAAGGCUUGUCACAGAUGAAAAUGCAGUGCACGGUGUUUGCUAUUAUUCCUUUAGUGUGUCCAUAUGAAAUGUGACCCCAGCUCUUCCAAGGCUUAAGUUGGAGAGCAUGAGUGAGUUUUGGACGUACCUGUUGUUACUGACUGAUCUCUGUCCAUUGAAGUACUCUUCUAAAUGAGGAUUAUCUUUUCCAGCACAUCAUUCUGGCUUAUAAAAUCAGCUCAUGAUUCAAACAUAAGACUUCCAUUGCCUUUGGUGUAACAGUAACAUUUUUAAGAAUACUGAAUGUUAACUUAUCUUAAAAUUUCUAAUUCUAUUAAUAUGCUAAUCCAGUUAAUAUGCCUAAUAAUGGAACACUUUCAGUUACUGUCAAAAUGUAAAUUGCAUAUCUUAGAGGAAUCUGUAUCUUGAGUUAUUUCUAGGCCAUCGCUGGAGUCCAAACCAAAUGGAAAUUUUAUAUAGUUACAUGGAUAACAAAUUAAGAAAGUAUAUUUCUUAUGUGCUUAUGUAUAUAUAUAUUUAAAAAAUGGAAUUAUUCAAAAAUGAAAUGUUUAUUAGAUAAUCACCUCCGAGUGGCUCUUGUUUCAAAAUGGCUGGAGAGUUCUUUCACGUAUAUUUUUGUAUUCCUAAGUAAGGGAUGUAGAAAUUCCUUACCAAAAUUCUGAGUGUCAGAAAUCCACAAAUUUCUGCAAAUUUAACAUAAUAGCAUUUCUUGAAAUUACAGAAGUUGAUGGUGGUAGCUAUGAAGAUAGGCAGUGGAAGACUUAAGGGUGCUUGAGGCAAUUCUCUUUUCCUGUCCUGGCUGUUUUGUGCCUGUAGCCUGUCUUGGAUGUAAUGUUAGAUAUGCUGUGUAUUAAGGCUAAGCUCUAGCAACUGACUAGUCACUGCCCAGAACUUUGAAAUGAGGAUGGAAUGACAAGUAAUGGCAGAACUUCCUACUGCUUUAAUUUUGGUGUCAAUCUUUGUAUAUCUUUCUUCUCUGCCUCAUUUUACCUUUUUCCCUGAUGUUCUUAGAUUUUUUUAUUAAAGUUAAAGAUGAAAGAUUGGUGGUGGUGAAGGGAAUUACAGUUAAGUUUAUGGGGUAAGUCUAUUAUUAUCAUUAAGUAUUUCAUGUAUGAUCAUGAUGUAACAGUUUCCCUCUUAACCAAAUAGAUUUGCUGUGCUAACAGCACUUAGUGAAGCAGCCAGCUAUUUGUUAAGGAAGCCAUUAGGUUGAAAACAGAUCACUUAACACAGGCACAGUACAGUAAUUUGCUGAUUUGUUGUUGAAAGUUAGCUGGUUGCUGGACAACAUUGUGGUCCAGCGGACUAGAGCUGAGCCGCUGUUUAAUAAGGAUUGAAUAUUACGUUUCCCAGUUUUGUGUAUUUUAUUUCCCCCCUAUUUAAGGAUACUGUUACAGAUAAUAUAACGUUAGAUGUCUUGAAAGCAGUCAUUAGAUUAAAGUGGUCAAAACAGGUGUAAGUUGAAAAUACUAAGAUGAUUUAAGAUUGGUGAAAAUUAUAACCGAAUUCCUAAAGGAAUUCCUAAAGCAUUCCUUAGCAGUGCUUGCUUCUUUGGAGUUUCUGGUAGUGUAUUUUCAAUUUCUGUAAUUCUAUUAUGAGCCCUAUGUGUAGUGUUCUUGUUGCUAUUUUAAAUAAUAUCGAUGUUUCGCUUCCUUAAGGCUUUUCCAGAAAGCUAUGGGAGCCCUGGUAGCGCAGUGGGUAAGAGCUUCAGCUGCUAACCAGGUUGGCAAUUCAAAUCCAACAGCCACUCCGUGGAAACCCUAUGGGAAAGUUCGUCUCUGUUCGUUAGGGUCGCUAUGAGUCGGAAUCGACUAGAAGGCAGCGGGGCGGUUUAUAAAGCUAUGAUAUAAAAAUAUUUAUUCUAUUAAAAAGUGCUAUUUUAUUGUAUUGCAGGACCAGAGUCUUCUCUAAAUAAAUAGAUAAAAGCCAAAAACACCAAACCCACUGCCGUUGAGUAAAUUUUGACUCAGAGUAAAAUCUUUUAUGCUGUACUAUCCUUCAUUUUAAGCAAUAGAUUGUGAACCUUACUAAUAGAAUGAAAGCCUUUGAGCUACAAGAUAUAACACAAGAAAAUGAUAGGACGUGCAUGGUGGACUGAACAUAGUGACAGUGAUUUAAAAAAGGUCAACAAAAUGCCUGGACAUUGAAGGGCAUUGGAAAACAAAACAGGAGAAUUAACCUUCUCUGGUUAAAAGAUCUCAUAUAAUUGAUAAUAAUAGCAGUCUUACAGUCAUUGAAGUUCUCGUCUCUAAUACUGUGUGUGCUUUAUUAAGAAAAGGCAUUUGGAAAGAAGAUAAAGGAAGCCUGGAGAGGACUCUAUCAGGAGUGGAAACAGUUGGUGUUAUGAGCCUUGCCUGAAAAGGUAUCUUUUGAGUUCUAAAUGUAAUCUAGGUACUGGGCUAGCAACCAGCAAUGCAGUGGUGAAGAAUGCAGACCAAGAAGCCGCCCCUCAUGGAGCUUCUAGUCCACCUGGCUUUUAGGAUAUAGAUUUCUCUUGGAUUUGGCUACAGAUUUGUAAAUCUUCUGCACUGUGUACAGACACAGUUGCUGAUAUGUGUUCAAGAUGAGUGGGAUGGGAGAAAAUACCUCUGACCCAUCCAGGGCAGAGACAAGGAAGCGCAAGGAAUGUCCUGACCAGCUUGGACCCAGCCCCAAAAGGAGCACUGAGAAACGUAAUCGUGAACAGGAAAAUAAAUAUAUAGAAGAGCUUGCAGAGCUGAUUUUUGCAAAUUUUAAUGAUAUAGACAACUUUAACUUCAAGCCCGACAAAUGUGCAAUCUUAAAAGAAACUGUGAAGCAGAUUCGUCAGAUCAAAGAACAAGAGAAAGCAGCGGCUGCCAACAUAGAUGAAGUGCAGAAGUCAGAUGUAUCAUCCACAGGGCAGAGUGUCAUCGACAAGGAUGCGCUGGGGCCUAUGAUGCUGGAGGCCCUUGAUGGGUUCUUCUUUGUAGUGAACCUGGAAGGCAACGUGGUGUUUGUUUCAGAGAAUGUGACACAGUACCUAAGGUAUAACCAAGAAGAGCUGAUGAACAAAAGUGUAUAUAGCAUCCUUCAUGUUGGGGACCACAAUGAAUUUGUCAAAAACCUGCUGCCAAAGCCUAUAGUGAAUGGGGGAUCUUGGACUGGUGAGCCUCCUAGGCGGAACAGCCACACCUUCAAUUGUCGGAUGCUGGUAAAACCUUUACCUGAUUCAGAAGAGGAAGGUCAUGAUAACCAGGAAGCACAUCAGAAAUAUGAAACUAUGCAGUGCUUUGCUGUUUCUCAACCAAAGUCCAUCAAAGAAGAAGGAGAAGAUUUGCAGUCCUGCUUGAUUUGUGUGGCAAGAAGAGUUCCCAUGAAGGAAAGACCAAUUCUUCCCUCAUCAGAAAGUUUUACUACUCGCCAGGAUCUCCAAGGCAAGAUCACUUCUCUGGAUACCAGCACCAUGCGGGCCGCCAUGAAACCAGGCUGGGAGGAUCUGGUGAGACGGUGCAUUCAGAAGUUCCACGCCCAGCACGAAGGGGAAUCCGUGUCCUAUGCUAAGCGGCAUCAUCAUGAAGUGCUAAGACAAGGACUGGCAUUCAGUCAAAUCUAUCGUUUUUCCUUGUCCGACGGCACUCUUGUUGCUGCCCAAACGAAGAGCAAACUCAUCCGUUCUCAGACUACUAACGAACCUCAGCUUGUAAUAUCUUUACAUAUGCUUCACAGAGAGCAGAAUGUGUGUGUAAUGAAUCCGGAUCUGACUGGACAAGCUAUGGGGAAGCCAUUGAAUCCAAUUAGCUCUAGCAGCCCUGCCCAUCAGGCCAUGUGCAGUGGGAACCCAGGUCAGGACAUGACCCUCAGUAGCAAUAUAAAUUUUCCCAUAAAUGGCCCAAAGGAACAGAUGGGCAUGCCCAUGGGCAGGUUUGGUGGUUCUGGGGGAAUGAACCAUGUGUCAAGCAUGCAAGCAACCACUCCUCAGGGUAGUAACUAUGCACUCAAAAUGAACAGUCCCUCACAAAGCAGCCCUGGUAUGAACCCAGGACAGCCCAACUCCAUGCUCUCACCAAGGCAUCGCAUGAGCCCUGGAGUGGCUGGAAGCCCUCGAAUCCCACCCAGUCAGUUUUCCCCUGCAGGAAGCUUGCAUUCCCCUGUGGGAGUUUGCAGCAGCACAGGAAAUAGCCAUAGUUACACCAACAGUUCCCUCAAUGCACUUCAGGCCCUCAGUGAGGGGCACGGGGUCUCAUUAGGGUCAUCGUUGGCUUCACCGGACCUAAAAAUGGGCAAUUUGCAAAACUCCCCAGUUAAUAUGAAUCCUCCCCCGCUCAGCAAGAUGGGAAGCUUAGACUCCAAAGACUGUUUUGGACUUUAUGGGGAGCCAUCUGAAGGUACAACUGGACAAACAGAGAGCAGCUGCCAUCCUGGGGAGCAGAAGGAAACAAAUGAUUCCAACAUGCCCCAGCCUGGGAACAGUGAGAGGCCUGACGGACAGAACCGACUGCACGACAGCAAAGGACAGACCAAGCUCCUGCAGCUGCUGACCACCAAGUCGGAUCAGAUGGAGCCUUCACCAUUACCCAGCUCUUUGUCGGACACAAACAAGGACUCCACAAGUAGCUUGCCUGGUUCUGGGUCAACACAUGGGACAUCGCUCAAGGAGAAGCAUAAAAUUUUGCACAGACUCUUGCAGGACAGCAGUUCCCCUGUGGACUUGACUAAGUUAAUCGCAGAAGCCACAGGCAAAGAGUUGAGCCAGGAGUCCAGCAGCACAGCUCCGGGUUCAGAAGUGACUAUUAAACAGGAGCCAGUGAGCCCCAAAAAGAAAGAGAAUGCACUACUUCGCUAUUUGCUAGAUAAAGAUGAUACUAAAGAUAUUGGUUUACCAGAAAUAACCCCCAAACUUGAGCGACUGGACAGUAAGACAGACCCUGCCGGUAACACAAAAUUAAUAGCUAUGAAAACUGAGAAAGAGGAGAUGACCUUUGAGCCUAGUGACCAGCCUGGCAGCGAGUUGGACAACCUGGAGGAGAUUUUGGAUGAUUUGCAGAAUAGUCAGUUACCACAGCUUUUCCCAGAUGCCAGGCCCGGCGCCCCUGCUGGAUCAGUCGACAAGCAAGCCAUCAUCAAUGACCUCAUGCAACUCACAGCUGAAAACAGCCCUGUCACACCUGUUGGAGCCCAGAAAACAGCAUUGCGAAUUUCACAGAGCACUUUUAAUAACCCACGACCAGGGCAACUGGGCAGGUUAUUACCAAACCAGAAUUUACCACUUGAUAUCACAUUGCAAAGCCCAACUGGUGCUGGACCUUUCCCACCAAUAAGAAACAGUAGUCCAUACGCAAUGAUACCUCAGCGAGGAAUGAUGGUUAAUCAAGGGAUGAUAGGAAACCAAGGAAAUUUAGGGAACAGUAGCACAGGCAUGAUUGGUAGUAAUCCUUCCCGGCCCACCAUACCAUCUGGAGAAUGGGUACCGCAGAGUUCUGCUGUGAGAGUCACCUGUGCUACUACCACCGGUGCCAUGAAUCAGCCAAUCCAAGGAGAUAUGAUCCGGAACCCAACAGCCAGCAUCCCCAUGAGACCCAACAACCAGCCUGGCCAAAGACAGAUGCUUCAGUCUCAGGUCAUGAACAUAGGGCCUUCUGAAUUAGAGAUGAACAUGGGAGGACCUCAGUAUAGCCAACAACAAGCUCCUCCAAAUCAGACUGCCCCGUGGCCGGAGAGCAUCCUGCCUAUUGACCAGGCAUCUUUUGCCAGCCAAAACAGGCAGCCAUUUGGCAGCUCUCCUGAUGACUUGCUGUGUCCACAUCCUGCGUCAGAGUCCCCAAGUGAUGAGGGGGCGCUCCUGGAUCAGCUAUAUUUGGCCUUGAGGAACUUCGAUGGCCUGGAGGAGAUAGAUAGAGCUUUGGGAAUACCCGAGCUGGUCAGCCAGAGCCAAGCGGUAGAUCCAGAACAGUUCUCAAGUCAGGAUACCAACAUCAUGAUGGAGCAGAAGGCCCCCAUUUUCCCCCAGCAGUAUGCGUCUCAGGCACAAAUGGCCCAGGGUAGCUAUACCCCCAUGCAAGAUCCAAACUUUCACACCAUGGGACAACGACCCAGUUAUGCCACACUCCGAAUGCAACCCAGACCAGGCCUCAGGCCCACUGGCCUAGUACAGAACCAACCAAAUCAACUGAGACUUCAACUUCAGCAUCGCCUCCAAGCACAGCAGAAUCGCCAGCCACUUAUGAAUCAAAUCAGCAAUGUUUCAAACGUGAACUUGACUCUGAGGCCUGGAGUACCAACACAGGGACCUAUUAAUGCACAGAUGCUGGCCCAGAGACAGAGAGAAAUCCUGAACCAGCAUCUUCGACAGAGACAAAUGCAUCAGCAACAGCAAGUUCAGCAACGAACUUUGAUGAUGAGAGGACAAGGGUUGAAUAUGACACCAAGCAUGGUGGCUUCUGGUGGUAUACCAGCAACUAUGAGCAACCCCCGGAUUCCCCAGGCAAAUGCACAGCAGUUUCCAUUUCCUCCAAACUACGGAAUAAGUCAGCAACCUGAUCCAGGCUUCACUGGGGCUACAACUCCCCAGAGUCCUCUGAUGUCGCCCAGAAUGGCACAUACCCAGAGUCCCAUGAUACAGCAGUCUCCAGCUAAUCCAGGCUAUCAGGCCUCUUCAGACAUGAAUGGGUGGGCACAGGGGAAUAUGGGUGGAAACAGCAUGUUUUCACAGCAGUCUCCACCACACUUUGGGCAGCAAGCAAACACCAGCAUGUACAAUAACAAUAUGAACAUCAAUGUAUCCUUGGCAACCAAUACAAGUGGUAUGAACAACAUGAACCAGAUGACAGGACAGAUCAGCAUGACCUCAGUGACCUCUGUGCCUACAUCAGGACUGUCCUCCAUGGGGCCCGAGCAGGUUAAUGAUCCUGCUCUGAGGGGAGGCAACCUGUUCCCAAACCAGCUGCCUGGAAUGGAUAUGAUUAAGCAGGAAGGAGACACAUCACGGAAAUACUGCUGACACUGAAGGUAGCGGUUGCUUCUUUCUUCAGCUGACCGGGCCCACUUACUCAAAACCCUUAGCAGUCUGGAGAGCUGCGUCCACUUGUUCUGACCCACCGACCUGCCAGCCAGUUCUGCCAGAGCGAGAUCCACAGACAGGCCUCGGCUCUGCGCCAGCGUGGAGUCCACACGGCUGCUUCAGGAGAAGCUGCCUCUUCUCUUGACAGUCUGAAGCUCACAUCCAGACAAUUGCUCAGUCUGUUCACUGCAUUCACCUUAGUGCAACUUAGAUCUCUCCUGCAAAGUAAAUGUUGACAGGCAAAUUUCAUACCCAUGUCAGAUUGAAUGUAUUUAAAUGUACGUAUUUUUAAGGAAAACAACCAUGCUCUUGUUCUGUUCCUGUUUGGUUCCAGACACUGGUUUCUUGCUUUGUUUUCCCUGGCUAAUCAGCCUACUGCAAAAGAGUAAAAUUGCAUCUGGGAGAAAGAAAAGACUUUGAAAAAAUACAAACCUAAGGUGUUUUAAGCAAAACCCUGCAUUUGGAAUAGAAGCGGGGCAGGCACCAUGGACAGCGUUGUAUAUACAGAAACACCCAAUAAGUGAAGAACAAUAAAGCCCUAGUUGUUUCUUUGUAGAAGACCCUAAAGACCAGGUUGGAAAGAGUUUCCAUUUAUUGAACAGAUCAAAAGGGAGCCUGUGAGGGCUGUUAAUAUUAACAAGGAUUGUUUCUCUGGUUCUUUGUUAAAGAAAACCAAACUAGUUCACUUAGAUCAUGAAUCAAGAAGAAAUACUUUUCAUCCAGAUUAAGUUCCCAUUAGAUUGAUUCAGACAGCUUGAACUAGCACCUCCUCUUCCCCACCUGGCCCUCAGUGUGCCCAUUCCCUCUCUGUCUUUACAGUUCUCCCCGCUUUCGUUCAUUGUUUUAAAGUAACACACACAGCAGAAACCAGGUAAGCCCUUUAUUUCCUUAACUAUUUUGCCAGCCACUUACCGGUUGCUAAGUACUGAAUAAUUUCAGAAAAAUGCAUUUACUGGCAAGGAGAAGAGCAAAGUUACUACUCGAUCCCAGUCAAGCUAAGGAUACCUGCUUUGGAAGCAUGUUUGUUCUGUUCCCCAGCAGCUCGGGCCUACAAAACAGGAGAAAAUAAUAGCGUGUUUAAAAUUGACAGCAGAUAGAUAUCACUACAGAUCGAACCACCGUCGUGUGUUUUUUAUUUUGUUUUUUAGCAGUGCUGACUAAGCUGAAGUUUUGUAAGGUACAUAAAAUCCAGUUUCUAUGUAAACAAGCAAUAAUUUAAGUUGAGAACUUAAGUGUUUUAAUUGUAUAAUUUUUGUGAGGUAUACAUAUUGUGGAAUUGACUCAAAAAUGAGGUACUUCAGUAUUAAAUUAGAUUAUCUUCAUAGCAACGUCUCCUAAAGGUGUUUUGUAAAGGAUAUCAAUGCUUUGACUAGACCUAAUUUGUAGACUUAAGACUUUUUAUUUUCUAAACCUUGUGAUUCUGCUCAUAAAUCAUUAAUCUAUAUAAUAUGCAGCCGCUGUAGGAACCAAUUCUUGAUUUUUAUAUGUUUAUAUUCUUUUUUAAUGAACCUUAGAAAGACUACAUGUUACUAAGCAGGCCACUUUUCUGGUUGUUUUUCUUGCCCGCUCUGGUAGGGGAAUAAUCUUUUAUUAAUUGCAUCGGUUUCAGACAACUGCAAUACUAAGAAACCGAUGAUGUUUUUUGAGCUAUUUCUCCCCGACCCCUGAUACACAGACUUUCUUACCUAAAUUUCCAAAUGAUGUCUUUUUGAUGUCUAAAAAGCAAAGCAUUUUGUAAUAUCUCAUUAGCCAGGCUUUUUAGGAACAGAGAGGUUUUUCCUUGAAAUCUGAUUGUUUAUUUUGUGGCAGGGUGAAAAAUGUACAAACUACCCCUAUUUAUAUUUAUAUCUCUCUCUAUAUGUACAGAUUAUGGAAGUAUAGAAAGAGAUAUAACCCAAAGAUCAAUGAUGAAUAGACAGUCUGAAAGUGUUGCUCCAUACUAAAGAAAUUUUCUGGAAAUUUGCAUUUCGAUAUUUUUUCCACUUGAGAGGGAUCUCAAUACAGGGAGGUGGCCAAGGAACAGCACUUCUCAGUGGCCACCAGUUCACACAUCCCGCUCAAAAGGCUCUACUUCCUCAGCCAAACCAUUGGGUUGCCCGACUGUGAUGGAAAAAUGAGCAGAUGUUGGCCCCGGACUCCACGACCUCACUGGUAUAAUGAGACUUACGUUAUAGCGAUUUAACCUGACCAGUUUUCCAUUGGUUUUUAGAAAGAUGUGAAUUAGAAUGACUUUACACAGCACGACAGAGAAAUGGAGUUGAAGCUGGAUUUGCUUUGUUUGGAGUUUUUAGUCCCUUUUCACUCUAGCAAACACUGUCCAAAAAUAUCUAUAUUGUUUAUCCAUCUGCCCACUGUGUUUUACCAUGAAUCCCAGUUCAGACAGAGCUACAAACCUGCAUUCCUGGUAAUGUAGAUGAUGUCACAAUCGUUACUGUUUUGAAGGAAAAGAGAUGAUAAGUUCUCUCACAGCCCAGAUCAGGUAAUGGAUUUUGCUUUAUAUCUAAUCAGGAGAAGAAAAGUCAGUGAAGGAAGCCUCUGAUCAUAUUGAUCACUGUAGAAGCAAAAGCCAAAUCAAUUCCCUUCAUUAUCAGUAUUUCUCAUGCUGUACACAAUAAAUUUGUUAGACUGAGUACUUGGUUUUUGUUUAAUAGAACAAAUAAUCAGUGUUUUACUUAUAUUACUAAAUGUGAAAAACACAUAAUGUGAAAGUAUACAUACAUUAACUUGGUUGUAAAACUCAUUUAAGUGUUCAUGUAAUGUGGUAAGUAAAAAAGUGAAGUGAGCUGUUUUACUACAAUGAAUUCGUUUGACUCAAAGAUUAAAAUGCCUCCCCUCCCCCAUGUGUAUCUCUUCUGGCCUAUAAUCAUUGAAAGCAAUGUUUUUGCAGUUUAUAUAAUGCAAUUUUUAAUCUGUGUUUAAAAUGGAGUUCAUAUGGGCUUAACACAUGCAAUGGGUGGCACAGGUCCACUUGCAGAACCCAAAGAUACACAAUCAAUUUUGAAAUGCAACUUAAGCCAUUAAUUGUUGGUGUGAAUUUAAAAUUUUCUAGUAUUUGUAUGGUAGUAUGCUGCCUAAGAGCAAAGCAUUCUCUGCACAAAAGAAAAUUACUGUAGUGGCUUCGAUUUUAAUUAGAAUUUUCUCCCUGGUGUUUCUUUAUAGACUAAAACAAAAUCUUUUAAGUUUCUUACUACAGGUAAAAGCUAUGUGCAAGAACCUCAAAAUGCUAAAAUCUAGCAUAAUGCCUUAGAUCUGUUUUUAAGUCUUGUAUAUUCCUACAUAGCUGUCUGAUGUAUUAUAUUUGUAUAGUGAAUUGUGUACAAUUUUUGAAUAAGUGCAUCAUCGCUUAACCUUCAUGUUCUUGAAUAGCGAUGAUGAUACAUUUCUUCAAACAUUUAACUGUCUUUUUUUCCCUUUGUCAUUUGUGGGUUUUCUUUGUACAGUUCCUCAUGAAGUUGCAUCUGAGAUGUGUGUAUAUGAAAAGAUUAUACAAGGGUAAAAUUAAGCAAUAUAUUAACUAUGGUUCUUCAGGAGAAAGCUUACAGUGUUUCAGGUUGUGAUUUAUUUUCAAAAUGGAGUUGAUUCUGAACAUCACUUUGUUCACCUGCAUUGAUGUUUGUAUUUCUAGUGUGAGCAGUUUAUGCAAAGGUAGAUAUAUUCAGAGAAAUUUUAAAUACAUUUAUGCAAGUUAAUAUUGCUUUGCUGAUGCUAUUUGCUUAUUUGAUGUUAAAUAAUGCUAUUGUAAAUAAAGAAUUCUGUUGUUAUUGCAUCAUUUAAUAAAUUUUAAUGCCUUCGGGUUUUACAUGGCUUCAGAAAAAAUUUUUUUAUAUGAUUUAUUUUGUCGUUGUUGAGAAUAUACACAGCAGAACAUACACCAAUUCAACAGUUUCUACAUACAACACUUAGUGACAUUGAUUACAUUCUUUGAGUUGGACAACCAUGCUCACCCUCCUUUUCUGAGUUGUUCCUCCCCCAUUAACAUAAAUUCACUGCCCCCUAAGGCUCCUAUCUAAUCUUUUGAGUUGCUGUUGUCAAUUUGAUCCCAUAUAGAUAGUUCUUAAAAGACCACAAUGCUCAAGGCAGAAAUUCUCUCCUAGUUAAGCUAAACUAGUGUUUGGUUUUAAGAAGACUUGAGGGCAUAUUUUCGAUUUACGGUUUAAAGAUCGUCUCAGGGCAGUUAUUUCAGGAGUUCAUCCAACCCUCAGGGCUUUGGGAAGUCUGAAGUCCAUGAGAACUUGAAAUUCUGAUCUGCAUUUUCCCCCUUUUGAUCAGGAUUCAUCUAUGGAGUCUUUGAUCAAAAUGUUCAGUAAUGGUAGUUGGGCACCACCCAGUUCUUCUGGUCUCGUGGCAAAGAACGCAGUUGUUCAUGGAGGCAAUCAGCCACACACUCCAUAUCCUCCUCCAAUUCCUCUCUUGUUCCAGAUGAAUAGAGACCAAUUGUGCCUUGGAUGGCUGCUUGCAAGUUUUUAAGACCCCGGGUACUACGCAUCAAACUAGAAGAUAGAACAGAGGCACUAAACAUAUUAAACCAAUUAACUGAGAUGUCCCAUGAAACCAUGACCCUAAACCUCCAAAGCAAGAAAACAAAUCCCAUGAGGUUUUUGGUUGUACAUAAGCAGCCUCAGCAGGUUUUUCUUUUCUUUUCUUUUUUUGUCAUCAUUGUAAAUAUAUUUGUCACACAACUUUUAUGGCUUUAAAUAUUUUAAUGUGUUUAUAUUGUAUCUUCAUAAUUGCAUCUAAAUUAAAAGUACCUUACUUGUAACUUGAUAAUUUCUUACAUUUACAUGGUAGUUGACACUACUCACAGUGCUUAAACACGUAUAUUUUUCACGCACCUUUGGCAUUCAUCAUUUCCUUUGUGCCAAUAUACUCAUUUUAUAGAUUUUCAGUUUGAAGCUGAGAGGAGGUAUGUCUUGUUUAAGAUUGUCUAACAACUUAAUGGCAAAUACAGGCAGAACCUAGGUCCACUGAGUCCUAAAUGCUCUUUUCACCAUGUGGUUCCAUCUCCUAUUCCCAAAUAUCCAAGAACAUUUAUGACAAUAAUGUGGGCUUCUGGCUUACUAAUGUGGAGUAGCUUACUAUAUAUUACACUGAACUAUUCAUGACAGUUUAAUAAAUUGGUCUGUUAAUAUUUGAUAGUUGAUAGUGCAAGUCAGAAACUACAUGAAAUGUUAUUAAAUACAAUUCUAAAAAUGAAAGAUUAGAAAAAUCCGUGUUACUGUAUCAGCAGAUUAAAGGGGGAAAAAACACACAAAAAAACAGAUACCAUUUGAUAAAUCUGCAUAGGAUAAACUUCAGCCCCCAAUGCAUGAGAAAACUGCUAGGAAAAACAAAUGUCCUAAGUUUAAGGUUAUCUGAUGCAAACCCGCUGAAACAUCUUACUUAAUAGUGAAACAUUACGAAGUAUUGAAGUCAGAACAAAACAAGGAGGCUCACUACCAAUGCUAAGAAAUGGGGUAUUAAUACUGGAACAGAAGAGAGAAAACAUUUUCAGCCAAUUUGACCAUCUAUAGGAAAAACAAAUGAAUCAAUUGACCGGCUCUUGGAAUAAGUAAAAAAGCUGACUUGAAUCAACAAAAUCAAUACAUCCAUGCUAAUUUCAGAAACAUUUCUAAAUAUAUUCACAAUAACAAUAAUACCAUGACUUUAAGAUUAUACCCAACAGGAAGUGUGAAAGGUUUUUGUGAAGAAAACUAUACAGUUUUACUGAAAGACAUAAAAGACCUGAAUAAAUGGAGACACGUCAUGAACCUAAGACCCAAUAUUGUAAGACCAUUGUUUCAUCCCCUAAAUUCAUUAUAAUCCAAUCAAAAUCUAAGAAGUGCAUUUGGAAGAUAAAACGUGCAAUAAUAGAUGAGAAGUUUUGGAGAAAAAAUGUGAGCCUUUAACAAAAUAUUUUAGAGUUGGAUUGAUCAGUGCUGUACAGUACUGGUACAGAAAUUGAUAAACAUCAGAAGCAUAGAGUUCAAAAACAGAUCUCUGUAUAUUAUAUGUAAGUUUAAUACAUUAUAGAGAUGACGUUUCUAAUCAGUAGGAAUCUGUUCUCUUUAAAAAAAAAAAAAAUGCUGAAACAAUUGACCAUAUUAGGGGAAAACAACCAAGUUAACUCCCUACCUCACAACAUUAACAAACUCCUGAUGGAUUGAGGACCUAAACGUGAC